This is a messenger RNA of Neoarthrinium moseri, 288 nucleotides long. RefSeq lists its product as uncharacterized. The transcript is spliced from 3 exons. Lineage: Eukaryota; Fungi; Ascomycota; Sordariomycetes; Amphisphaeriales; Apiosporaceae. The coding region runs from base 1 to 288 and encodes 95 amino acids. The record is from RefSeq and is a predicted model, not a curated record.
AUGUCGAGCAAAUACGCUUUCACCAAGGCCCUGAAGGAGGUGCGCUUCCUGUUCUGCCAGACCGGCGAGCAGAGCGCCGCCACGAGGUCCUUCCUCACCCGCGCCUACCCGACCAUGAAGAAGAACAACCCCACCACCCCGAUCAUGCUGCGCGAAGCGGCCGGCACCCUGCCCAAGGUCUACGCGAGAUACGACCUCGGCAAGGAGAAGAGCCAAUCGCUCGAGGGCUUGACGGACAAGCAGAUUGAGGACGCCGUGACGACGCUGGUGAAGAACGAGGCCGCAUGA